Acanthamoeba castellanii str. Neff is the source of this 1410-nucleotide messenger RNA. Its product is annotated as cytochrome p450 superfamily protein. Gene Ontology annotation, molecular function: monooxygenase activity; oxidoreductase activity, acting on paired donors, with incorporation or reduction of molecular oxygen; heme binding. The record is from RefSeq and is a predicted model, not a curated record. The transcript has 12 exons. The coding region runs from base 1 to 1410 and encodes 469 amino acids. NCBI's taxonomy places the organism in Eukaryota, Discosea, Longamoebia, Acanthamoebidae.
AUGUCGGUCGCAAUGGUGCUGGCCGCACUGGUUGUGGGCCUCCUUGUUCUUCUGUUACCGCACGAGAAGGAGCCUCCGCGCGUGGAGUCGGGCUUGCCGCUCGUUGGACCCCUGAUCGAAUUCUCAUCAACCCCCCGCCCCUUCCUACAGCGACUCGAAAAGCAGUAUGGCCAAGCGUUUACGUUGGACCUGCUGAUCGAUAAGAUGACUUUCAUUCUCGGGCGUGAGGGCAACCGGCUCUUCUUUGAUUCCACCGACGACAUCCUCGACUUCAACAGUGCUGUUGCAGCGGUGGCGCAGAACGUGCUGGGGCCGGAAACUUUCACGGAGGACCCCGUGUGGACCAGCAAGAGCAGCCCAUACAUCACCAAGGGCUUCAUGAGACAUGAGCGCUUGAGCCUCUACAACUCGCUUAUCAACGACGAGGUGCGAAAGCACAUCAAGAUCUGGUGCGGGAAGGACAAGGUGGAUCUCUUCAAGUCGGUGUCGCAGCUGGUCACCAGCAUCAACAUUCGCUGCGUGCUGGGCGACGACGCCUACCACGCGCACGCCGAGGAGAUCGCCUCCAUCUACUACCAGCUCGAACUCUCCGCUAUGGACACAGUCGCGAUUCUGUUCCCCAGCCUGCCGACGGCGACCAAGCGCGCCAACGAAAAGGCGCGGAAGCGACUCAUCGAGAUCAUCUCCAACGUGCUCCACAGUCGCUCCGAGGACCAGGAAACGUCGGACUACAUCGGAAUGGUGUGGACGGCGGAGAAGGAGAACCACAGCGUCCACACCUUCGCCAUGCACGCCCUGGCGGUCAUGUUCGCUGCGCACACCAACACUGCUGGCACAACGGGCUGGACACUCGCUAAUUGGGCCAACAACCAGUCACUGGCUGACAAGGCACUGCGCGAGCAGACGCAGCUGAUCGCGGAAAUGGGCGAGGAGGCGGAGACGUUGGCGCCCAACUUCAUCAGCAAGCUCGAGUACCUGGACAGCUGCAUGAAGGAGACGGUUCGUCGCUACGGCAUGCUCAUGCUCGUGCGCAAGGCCAUGAAGGACGUCGCCUUCACCUCCGCCGACGGCCGCGAAUUCACCAUCCCCAAAGUGUCGUCGCCGUUCCUGUCGCACCACAACAGCGAGGUGUACCCGGAGCCGAGCCUCUACGACCCGGAGAGGUUCGCCGAUCCCGAAAGGAAGCAGAGCCUCGUCGCCAACCGGCACUACGUCCAGUUCGGCUUCGGCCGCCACAAGUGCCUCGGCGAGCGGUUUGCGAACGUGGUCAUCAAGAUGGUGCUCUCGCUGGUGCUCAGGUCGUGCCAAUUCGAGCUGGUGAGCGACAUGUCGGACGCCGACUACCGCAAGCAGGCCGGCACUCCCAAUCCCGAGCACACCAUCUGGGUCAAGUUCAGGCCGAGGGAGUGA